AUGGAAACGUCACAUGUCAUGUUGUUCCGGCCACAGAAAGACAGAAAGUUUUAUAUAAUAUUAAAAUCGUGUUCGCUAAAAAAAUCGUGUUCAACAAUGAAUUAUUUAAGCUGUAAAUCAAUUUUGCAAUUACGGGCAAUGCAAAAGCAGUGGAUGAUCGGAUCGGUGAGAACUUUGUUCACAAAAAGUUUCUUGGGCAUUGAAGAUUAUGAGGUACGACGAUCAACGCAAUUACCGUUUGAUCCAAAGGCAAUGGAAAUUGAAACGAAAGCGGGAAAAAUGGCCAGGUUUAUGAAGUACUGGGUGCAUGUGAUGAAAAGAGAUGAAUGCGUAGAGAAAUUUUCCGAAAUACAAACGAACCUUCAAUUAAUUCAUAGCGAUGAAAAACAAAUGAAAGCAUUUAAUUUUGGAACAGUGGUAAUGCGAAUGUUUCAUUACCAUGAUUUGCCAAACCAAGCAUUGAAGAUCUUCAACAAUGAGCAAAUACCAUUGAUGUUUGAUAAGUUAGAGUCGAAAUUCGUUUUAUUGGAUCUUUUAUUCAACCAUAAAAUGUACGAGGAUGUGUUACACAUUAUAAAAAUUAACCAUGAAAAACAAGAAAAAGUACAAAAGGGAAUGUCCCCUCAAUUGAACUGUCUAGCGUUAGCUGCAUGCUAUAAGUUGAACACAGAAGAGCAUUUAAAAUAUGGCCUGCAAUUUUGGAAUAAAUUGCCCAAAGAGAAACAACUAUUUCAAAGUGGAACAUUUCUAAGCAUGUUGGCGAUUAAUUUGGGUCAACCAAAUAUUGCCUUAGAAAUUUUAGAAUCCAACAUACAACAACAUUUUGUACAAGUUUUUGUUCGACUCAUUGCAUUAGCCGAUUGUGGCUAUUUUGUAGAGGCAGCACAACUAAUUGAAGGAAGUAAAAGAGAUUUCCCGAAAAUCACCAUAUACGAUAGCGUGGUUGAAAGAAUUGAAAAAAGUUUAGAGAAGUAUCCAGCAUCAGAAGAAAAAACGAAUUUUUCUAAAUUAUUGGAUACCAUUCCAAUUUAUAAACAAAAUAACUAUAGCAUAGAUGAGUUACUAUGUCUUCCUAUUAAUCGAAACAGAGGGUUAACACCAGAACAUUACUCUCCAAACUAUAUAGGCUAUAAAAAAGAUAAACUUCGUAACAGUUCUGAAUAAUUUGAAUCUUGUUUAUUAGCCAUAUCAAUGGUGUUUGUUUCUGAUUUUCAUAAAUAAUGUAUUUAACUUAAGUUAAAUGUCCCAAAUAUUGGCACCGACCGAAGCGUUAAAAUGAUAAUAAAUAAUUCAUUUUCUUACCUUA
This is a messenger RNA of Contarinia nasturtii (swede midge), 1306 nucleotides long. Its product is annotated as pentatricopeptide repeat-containing protein 2, mitochondrial-like. The transcript has 6 exons. NCBI's taxonomy places the organism in Eukaryota, Metazoa, Arthropoda, Insecta, Diptera, Cecidomyiidae. Gene Ontology annotation, cellular component: mitochondrion. Gene Ontology annotation, biological process: mitochondrion organization; multicellular organism development; regulation of mRNA processing. The coding region runs from base 1 to 1164 and encodes 387 amino acids. Gene Ontology annotation, molecular function: RNA binding. The record is from RefSeq and is a predicted model, not a curated record.